UUCUAAAGUAGGAAGUCGGUCAAACGUUGACCUUAUUUAUUAUUCCUAUGGAACGUCUCAGUUACGGUUUCAUUUAACACUUUAAAAAAUAAGUAACGAUAUUUAUUUAUUUAUUUAUCGUAAUUAAAAGUGAAAUAAAAGCGUAUUUGCAAAUUUGCAAUUCGCUGAUUGAAUACGUCACAACGCCAUGUUGUAUUCCUGCGCUGAUUGCAGGCACGAGAAAUCUGCCAACCCGUGUAUUUUUGGGAAUUAAAUCCUUAUACUUAGUCGGAUUGCGAUUUUAUACCAAAAUAUAUUUUAAAUUACAUUUAUUGGCAUAUUUUACACAAUUAGUGAAAUUAAUACAUGCCAAUUGUCGCAUUUUAAGUGCUAACUCCUAAUACCAAAUUGCAUUUAAGUCAAUUUAAGUGCAUCCGCGAAAGUUGAAACAAUUGUGUUGUACAAGAAAGAAGUGAUAAGCGGCCAAAUUCCGGCUCCACGUGCAGCCGGAACCCUGGAUUCUCUCUAUUCGUGUCCUCUAGAGGGGACAUGAAUAAUAAACGGAAGAGUCGCCAAGGACCACCGAGGUCACCACGUGGUCGCGUGGUGGCCGAGGGAGUUUACAACAACGCGCAUUUCAUGCACGCUGCCACAUCACUCGUUGGCGACACCGUUCAAGUUUUAACGCAAUCAGGAUGCCUCUGGGAGGGAGUUUUCAAAACGUUCAGUGCUCAAUUUGAGGUGGUAUUAGAAGUGGCUCACCGCGUCGACCAAGAAGGAGUCGUAGCUGUGGACUCCGUUGUGAAGAAACUGAUCUUCAAGCCCCAGGAUGUUGUAUACAUCAGGGCCAAGGACUCUGACCUUGAAUAUGCGACACACGACGUUUUCCAAACAGACACAGCUAUAUCUAGCAAAUUUAAUGGCAACGGUCGUUCCCUGGAGGAGCGCCACCUAGAGCCGUGGGACGGCUGCGACGGCGACUCCGCCGAAGCGCCCUCGGUCAACGGCGACGUGCGCCUCGACGACCUCGAGCAGCUCGACCACUGCGCCAACGGCUGGGACGCCAACGACAUGUUCCGCAAGAACGAGGAGGUGUACGGCGUCCACAGCACGUACGACCACUCGCUCACCGGAUACACGGUCCAGCUGCAGAGGAAGGACACGCAAGACUAUCGCGAAGCGGAGGCUAAGGCGGAAGAGAUCGCUGCAGAAAUUGAAAGCGCGGCUUCGUAUAAAGCGCGCAUCGAACUGGAGAACGGCGACGAAGAGGAGAGGUUCGCGGCCGUGCUGCGGCCCCAGGACAGCAGCAGUUCUACCGGAAAAUACGUUAUACCGAACAAGAGAAAAAAUAUGCAGGUGAGUAUGGGCGGCAAGCUGGUGAAGCCAUCGGGCCCCAACAACAACAACAGCAACAACAACGGAGGCGGCAGCAGCGGGACCGCGGCGGCGCCCGGGCCCUCGCCCCGCGCGCCGCCCCCCUCCCCGCCCAAGGACAAGGAGCAGCGGCCGCGCAACCACGUGACGCCGCCGCGGCACGACGACGCGCCGCCGGCGCCCAGCCCCGCGGCGGCCGGCGGGAAGAGCUACGCGGCGCAGGCCGGCGGCUACCACGUGCCGCCCUUCGCGCCGCACCACCACCAGAAUAGUCCAAAUAACGGGAGCUCUGGCAGCGGUAAAGUGAACGGAGAACCCCGGGCGCCCCCGCAGCAUCCCAGGCAGAGCUUCCCACAGCAGCACCAUCAUCACAACGCGGCGGCGAGCACGGAGCCGCACCCGCGCCCGCCGCGCCACCAGCACGCGCCCGAGCCGCGCCGACAGGACGAAGUGCAGGAACUUCGUAAGUUUGGUCAAGAAUUCAAGUUGGUGUCUUCCCCCGCUCCCCCCGCGCAGCCCGCCCUCCCCGCCGCCCUCCCCACCGCCCUCUCGGCCGCCACGCAUCCGCAACAUAACCCACAGCCUGCGGUUCAACAAGUACAACAGGUUCAGCAAGUCCAACAACAGGUUCAGCAAGUACAACAACAAGUACAGCAAGUACAACAACAAGUGCAGCAAGUUGUUGUGCAGCAAGCGUCCCACCGCGCGUGCUCGCCGCCGGAGGUGUCCGCGAUGUCCGGCGCUCCUCCCGAACACCACAAGCGGCCUCCGCCCCACCAGACGCCUCCUGCACAUCAUAAUAAGUCUGUCUCUACACAACAACAAACGCAACAGCAGCAGACUGAGAGUGGCUCAGAGCGAGAGAGUCCGGCAGCUGUCUCCCCCGGAGUGGCUCUCACCCUCAAGAAGUCUACCCUCAACCCCAACGCGAAGGAAUUCAACCCUGCAGUCAAAACUUUCACGCCAAGGUCUCCAACCACGCCCACACCUAGCCGGCCACACACGCCGGGCACGCCGUCGGGCGUGGGGCUGUCGGGAGUGAGCGUGAUGGGCCCGGGGCUGGGCUACGUGCCCGCCGCACACCCCGGACCCCCGCACAUGGUUGCAGCCGUGCCCUACGCGAUGGUUGCCACCCAGCAGCCUCCCACGUAUCUCCCGCACCCGCAUCCAGCGAUGGAGCUGAGCUGCGAUUGCCGUCAGUACGGGCCGCCCAUAUUCGUGGUGCCGGACAAGCGCGACCGCCCCGACGCGCUGGCGUAUGGAGCGGCAAUGGGAGGCGGGGCCGGGGUGGCAGCCGGCGCCGGCCAGCACGCGCCCAUACCCACACAGCAGCAGAGAAACUUCAGAAAGAUGGGCGUCGGCUCCGGCAUGCAGGUCGCAGCGGCCACCGGCCAGCCCCUGCUGACCCCGGCGCCCAUGCAGCCCUUCAUGCCGUACCCGCACCCGCCACCGCAUCCGCAGCCGGCCAUCUCCUACCAGCACAUGGUCCGGCUGUACCCUGGCGGCGGAGAGGGCGCGGGCUACACGAGCGCGCCUCCCCCCGCCGCGGCCUCCCCCGCGCUGUACCCGCCCCCCUCGCCCGCGCACACGCCGCACCCACAUCCCCACCACCACUACCAGCAACAGUUUCCGGUGCUGUGCCCGGUGAUGGGUCCUGGCGGCAGCACGUCCCACCAUCACCACCACCACCACCCCCAUCUGACGUAUCUCAACCACGCGCCGCCGACCGCCUCGCCGCCGCAGCCACACCCUCACGCUCUACAGGGGGUGUUGCUGCCGCCCCACCCCGCCGGGUCGACGACCCCCGCCCUGCACCCCCCCUCGCACCCGUAACCCCGCCGCACCUCGGCCCUGCCCCUGCUGUACACCGCGCCCAGGGGUGACGUCACCGCCACCUACACCAUAGACUACAUGGAACGAUUCUUUGACGUCAUCAUACUGCGCUUCGCCAGAUCAGUGAAGUUGGUGAACGACAAGUGAACCGCCUCAGAACUACUAUACAAGUGUUCGGUCCAAUUUGGUACAGAUUCAAAUUCAGCUGUGAGUUUUUGAAAAGUGAGUUUCUUGAUGAUGAUGAUACUUGGAGAAACACGCACAGACUUACCGUGAGCAUGAACAAAACGAAAAUGAAGAAAUGAACACUUCAGUGUUUUCGGACUAAUGAACAAAUUAUAGCAACAACACUGUGCUCGAAGGAUACAAAAAACUUGAUAGUUAAAUGAAGACAGUUCUGAAAAACAACUAUUAUUAGCCAUGACUGUGAAAAAAUGUGAUUAUGAUAAAAAAACAAAUCGUAAUCGAACGUUUUUGUACGUUUCCGAACAUUAGACUUUCAUUCCGCUGAUGAAUUAGAGACCUUUAAAAUUUUAAUAGAAAAAUAAUCGAAAAUAUUUCGGAUACUGAACACCAAUGAACGUCAGUGCAUUGUGUGAUCUUACUAAUACGAUUCUAUUGUGUUGGCAACACUAACGUAGUCGAGUGUUGUCAGAUGUGAAAAAAAAAACUUAGUAUAAAGGCGGGGGCAAAGUGGGGUAUUAAUGUAAUUAUUGUAAAUGAGUAAUGUGUAUGAUUGUUUUUUUUUUAAAUCCUGUAUAAGCGUAGCAUCGGAUUUGGGAAUGUGAUGUGACUAUGUGUGUUGUUGUUAAGAAUUCCUAUGUAUUAUAUAAAUUACUAAAUUUUAAUUGCACUCGCAUUGAAAUUGUGUGAAUUGUUGAACGAAGAAACAAUUGAUGAAAAAUAUUUAUUGGAAAAGUUGCCUUAUAUUUAACGGGAAGUCGCGGAAGAUAGUUUUGUUGUGUUUAGAUAACGUUUGUCGCGAUAUAUUGAUGGGAUUCCUAGAUGCUUGAUGCGUUGCUGUCAAUGUGACAUGGACAUUGACAAUAAUUGAGAGUUUAUUUUUCAUGAUUUUCACAAUUUCUAGUGUACGUGUUAAUGUUUUUUUUUUUUUGUAACUCUUCAUCGCUGCUUCGUCGUUGCGAUUUUAGAGUUGUAUUUAUUUGAAAGAAAAAAAAAGAAGUUUUUAAUUGUUGAUACACUCCGCGAUGAACGAUGCUAAUUUUGGGUCAAUUACGGUUAAAUAGUUUGAAUCGAAGUUUCAUGUAAUGCAUUUACUGUGUUGUAACGUCUCGUGGCGGGCAGCAGUGCUCGAGGAGGGUUGGGGGGGUGUUCGCUGCCUUGUGACGUCAUCGCGGGCAGUAACGCGACUUAUAUACGUCAACGAAUUAUUAUUUUUCUAUAUUGAUUACCGCGCUCUAAUUCUGCUUGGACGUGCUUAGAAGGAUAGAGAUAUUGUCGCGUGGACUAUAAAACUAUUCCUCGAUUCUGCUCGGUUGUGUAUGCAUAAUAUAUUUUGGUGCAAAGUGUAUGUAUAAUUUUAUUGGUAUGCGUCUAUUAUUGCUUCAUAGAGUGUUUGUUUAGAGCAGUGGGCAGAUGCCUUUGUCACGAAUGAAAUGCGCACUCAACGCAUAUUCUAACGUGCGUGCUGUGAGCAAUAUAAUAUAGUUAUUAGACGCCGCCAUUAUUUUUUUAUUUAUUGCUUAUAUAGGUGAACGAGCUCACAGCCCACCUGGUGUUAAGUGGUUACUG
This is a messenger RNA of Bombyx mandarina (wild silkworm), 4938 nucleotides long. RefSeq lists its product as uncharacterized. Gene Ontology annotation, cellular component: cytoplasmic stress granule. The record is from RefSeq and is a predicted model, not a curated record. NCBI's taxonomy places the organism in Eukaryota, Metazoa, Arthropoda, Insecta, Lepidoptera, Bombycidae. Gene Ontology annotation, biological process: cytoplasmic stress granule assembly. Gene Ontology annotation, molecular function: mRNA binding.